Closterium sp. Naga37s-1 is the source of this 273-nucleotide messenger RNA. The record is from the annotation of a GenBank genome assembly. NCBI's taxonomy places the organism in Eukaryota, Viridiplantae, Streptophyta, Zygnematophyceae, Desmidiales, Closteriaceae.
AUGCACAUGAAAGAGCAGCACCAGACCCGCCUCGUUCUUGAGCAGCUAACACCUCGUCCUGCCUCUUCCUGCCACCACUGCCGCCACUGCUACCUGCCAGCCGCCACUGCUGCUGCUACCCGUGCAUGCACAUGGCACGUGCUGUGCUUACAGAGCAGUGAGGCUGGGCCAGGAGGACAGGAUGAGGAGGAGGAGGAGGAAGAGGAGGAGGAGGAGGAGGAGGAGGAGGAGGAGGAGGAGGAGGAGGAGGAGGAGAGGGGGGCGAGGGAGUAA